Messenger RNA from Aspergillus caelatus, 4541 nucleotides. RefSeq names its product peroxidase/cytochrome P450 family protein. The transcript is spliced from 13 exons. Gene Ontology annotation, biological process: response to oxidative stress. Bases 93 to 4385 code for a protein of 1430 amino acids. The record is from RefSeq and is a predicted model, not a curated record. NCBI's taxonomy places the organism in Eukaryota, Fungi, Ascomycota, Eurotiomycetes, Eurotiales, Aspergillaceae. Gene Ontology annotation, molecular function: monooxygenase activity; peroxidase activity; iron ion binding.
GCUUAUCAUUGCACAGACUCUUUUACACUUCUUGGUUGAUACACGGUGUAGUUUAACGCUAGUGACAUUGCCCUGAAGGUAGCAGUACCAUCAUGGGCUGGUUGAGCACUACGACUAAGUCGUCCUGGAAUCCCUUCAGUACGGGUUCCUCGGGCUCAUCUCUAGUCAAAAAUAUAUUGCCUGGGUCUUCAGACAGCGGUGGUUCUUUAGCAUCGCUGGCUUUCGGUACUAAAGACCAAAAAUGGUUUCAAGGCGUCCUGGGCAAAUUCGGUUUCAACGGUGUUCUCGCCACCAUACUUAGCUUCUUCCUCUAUGCUCUCUACCUGAAGUCUGUUAAACAUGAUGAGAAAGGCUUGCAAACCUUGAUCAAAGAGAAGGCAUCCCAGUAUCUCGGCAAGAUCCCAGGCCUCAACAAGCUCUCUCUCCUGAAAGGACACCUGCCUUUGGGUAGACUUUCAAAGUCACUGAUUCCAAAGGCAACGAAAGGUGCACUCGGAAGUAUUGCUGGAAGUAGUGGUGGUAUACUAUCAAAACUCAAUCCCUUCAAUUGGAAAAUCUUCAACAAGCGAAAGAUCGCCGAGGAAGAGGAUGAUAUGAAGUAUCAAGCAGGUGAGCCAUAUGGUGACCCGGAGGUUCUGGCCCCUACCUUGCGCGAUGAUCUCAAAGCUGUCGGGCUCAAGGCUGGCGUCCAAGACCUCAAAGUGCUUUUGAGUGUUGUCAAGAACAAGGGCAAGCCCAUCGAUGACCGGGAUUUGACUAUGGAGAAACUCAUCGCCAUUGUUUCGUCCUUGCCUCGAAACUCCAAAGCGAGGAAGAAGUUGACCGGCGUUCUUAUUGAUACGCUCUGGCAAAGUCUACCACAUCCACCCAUGACCUAUCUCGGUAACAAAUAUCAAUAUCGGACACCUGAUGGAAGCUAUAACAACCCCCUUCAACCAAACCUGGGCAAGGCGGGCAGCCCUUACGCGAGAAACGUUCCCAAGCUGAAGCACAUGCACGGUGUUCCUCCCGAUCCAGGCCUUCUUUUCGACUUGCUCAUGGCUCGAAGCGAUGAAACUUUUAAAGAAAACCCAGCUGGUCUCUCAUCUGUGCUUUUCUAUCACGCAACGAUAAUCAUUCAUGAUAUAUUCCGGAGCAACAGAUUUGACCCUAACAUCAGCGACACGUCUUCUUACCUUGACCUAGCCCCACUGUAUGGAUCCAGCCUGGAGGAUCAGAUGAAGGUUCGAACCAAGGUCCGCGGUUUACUCAAGCCAGACACCUUCAGCGAGAAGAGGCUCAUUGGGAUGCCCCCCGGCGUUAACGCUAUUCUCGUUAUGUAUAACCGUUUCCACAACUACGUGGCCGACAACCUCCUAAAGAUCAACGAGGGAGGACGGUUUUCGCUGCCCCCGACCAAAUCAGAGGAGGACAAGAAGGCUGCACUAGCCAAACAGGAUGAAGAUCUUUUCCAGACUGCUCGACUGGUUACCAAUGGUCUCUACGUUAACAUCUCGUUGCACGACUAUAUUCGUGGCCUGGCUAACGUACAUCAUUCAUCGAGUGACUGGACCCUCGACCCUCGAGUCAAGAUCAACAAAAUCUUCGAUUCUGAGGGUGUUCCACGAGGAAUUGGUAAUCAGGUGUCCGUCGAAUUCAAUCUCUUGUACCGUUUCCACAGCAUUAUUUCCCGCCGCGAUGAGAAAUGGAUGAACGAGUUCUUCGCAGAUAUCUUCGGCCAGGACAAGAAAGUUGACCAGCUCACUCCACAGGAAUUCAUCCAAGGUCUUUAUCGCUUUGAACAGAGCAUUCCAGAGGAUCCCAGUGCGCGCGAGUUCGGCGGACUCAAGCGUGGUGAGGAUGGCAAAUUCAGUGACGCCGACUUGGUACAACUGAUGAAGGACAGCAUGGAAGAUCCUGCAGGCUGCUUCGGUGCCAGGAUGGUUCCCAAGGCGCUCCGUGUUAUUGAGAUUCUGGGUAUCAUUCAGGCAAGAAAGUGGCAGUUAGCCUCUUUGAAUGAGACGCGUGACUUCUUCAAACUUAAGCGCCACGAGACUUUCGAGGAUGUUAACUCGGACCAUGAAAUCGCUGAUCUUCUGCGCAAGCUUUAUGAUGAUCCCGACAUGGUUGAAAUGUACCCUGGGCUGUUCCUCGAGGAUAUCAAGCCACGCAUGGACCCUGGUCAUGGUGGAUGCACCCCUUACACCGUUGGAAGAGCAGUGUUCAGUGAUGCUGUUACGCUUGUUCGAUCGGAUCGGUUCCUUACCAUUGAUUACACGGCUUCGAACCUCACCUGCUGGGGUUAUAACGAAGUUCAACAGGACUAUGACAUUCUGGGCGGCUCGAUGUUCCACAAACUGUUCCAGCGCGCUCUUCCUAACUGGUUCCCGUAUAACUCAUUGCACAUCACCCAGCCUAUGUACACGAGGAAGAUGAACGAGCAGAUCGCCCGGGAAAUCGGUACUAUCGACGAGUACACCCUUGAUGACCCUUCGCCACCUCCAAAGACCGUUAUCGUGACCAAGCACUCCACCAUCACCAAGCUCUCGAAGGACCAAGCCAACUUCCGUGUUAUCUGGGCUAAGUAUCUCAAUGAGAUGAUUCCGGGUAGAGACUUCAGUGGCUACAUGCUGCUAGGCGAUAAACCGGCCAACACUGCUCAGAAGUCUCUCGUCAAGGGAAUCCUCUACAGUCCUGCCGAGUUUGUGCAAUUGUUGUCAGAGACAGCGGUGUCCGUGGCCAAAGAGCAACUUGCCGCUGAGACAUUGAACUUGACCUCGGAGCUGCACCAGGUUGACAUUGUUCGGGACGUCGCCAUUCCCAUGGUGACUAGGAUCCUGGCCGAUCUUUUCUGUCUGGACCUCAAGACCCCUGAGAACCCGAACGGAACUUACAAUGUCGCAGAGCUAUACAAGUAUAUCAUUGACGUGCGUAUCUUCGGUUUCAAUAAUGACGAUCCUGGGUUGGCUUUGCAACGCAGGAAAUGGGCCCGUGAGGGUGCAGAAUCUCUUACCAAGACCACGUUGAAGGUCGUGUCCAACUUGCCCGCUUCGGAGAAAUCCGCAAAGGGAAUUGUUAAGGGAGCCGUUUCUACAGCCAAGGGCAUCGCCUCGAAGAUCCCACUUGUUGGCAAGCUUGUUGGAGACGGCAAAGGAGUUGAGGGACAGUCGACAAGUGGCUCGUUGCGUUGGUACGGAUACAAUGUGGCUAAGGAACUGAUCGCCUCAGGAAAGACUCCCGCAGAGGUUGCGGACAUCAGCUGGAUGAACGCUGUUGGUGGUGUUGGUGCGACUAUCGGAGUGUUCACCGAUGUCCUCAACUAUUUCCUCCAGGAUGAAAACUCCCAGCACUGGGAAGAGAUUCAGAAGCUUGCUGCUAGCUCGGAUUUAGAAUCUUCAAACGGGUCUCUCCGGCAAUACGUCCUUGAAGCCCAACGCUUGACCAGCACCCAACGAAGCCUCCGUCUCUGCGCGGGUAAGGCCGUGAUUGAUGGACAGAGUUUCGAACCCGGUAACUUGGUGAUAUGUCUUUUGGGUGCGGCAUGCAAGGACCCCGAUGCUGUCCCGGACCCAGAAGCAUUCAAACUCGACCGGCCAUCAAGCGCGUAUAUCCACUUCAAUGUUGGACCACACGAGUGUCUCGGUCGAGAGAUUGCAUUGUCCUGCAUCACCUCCCUUGUCCGUGUCUGUGCUGGCCUGAAGAAUCUCCGAGCAGCACCCGGUCAAAUGGGAGUCCUGAAGAGCAUCACCACUGGCACUGAGAAGCACUUCCUCAACGACAGCUGGUCUACCCUUACCGUCGACCCAACCACCUGGAAAAUCCACUUCGAAGGCCACGGUCAGGGCAUCCAUCAUCCCCCUGAGAUCCCAGUCACCGCAGGCCGAGACCUCAACGCCCUGUCCAACGCUCUGAAGAAACAGCACCAGGACAAGUUGCAAGAAACCGUUGCAAAGGCAGCCAACGGCUUCACAGCCCCACUGACCAAACUCACCCCAUCCAACGGUCCCAGCAACGGCGCCUCCACCCCAGGCCACCUACCGCUCCCCGUCAACCCCUUCCAGAACGGCAACAGCAACGGUGUCGCAAAUGGAGACGGAAACACCCACCCAAACCUCCUCCAGCAAGCCGUCUCCUCGGCCGCUGCCAUUCCACAACACGCCCUGGGCACAAUCCAUGAUGUCGCCCACAACACCGUCGGCCAUUUACCCGGCGGCCAGCAAGUCACGGACUUCACUCACGGGCUGGUCCAUCCCUUCGCUGGAGCUGUGUCUCCCGGCCAAACUCAACCCCCGCAUCAGGGUCAGACUCAGACUCAGCCCCACCAGGGGAACUGGUUCUUUCUCCCCCAUGGCAUGGAAAAUGCUGCCAAGCAGGUUCCGGGACAUCUUUUUGGCCAGACAGCAUAGGUUGGUCAGAAUGUAUUUUGUUGGGCUAGAAAUGUAUGAGAAGUGGAGGGGUUGGUGGUCGUGGAAUCGGGGGGGGUUGAUAGUGGUUUUAUUGCAAUGGGAAAGAUAGUGGUAGUAGUAGCAAAAUUUAUGUCCUUGGUUUUGCUUUAAUUUCUC